Naegleria fowleri is the source of this 2301-nucleotide messenger RNA. RefSeq lists its product as uncharacterized. Gene Ontology annotation, biological process: regulation of DNA-templated transcription. Gene Ontology annotation, molecular function: protein binding; DNA-binding transcription factor activity, RNA polymerase II-specific; zinc ion binding. The coding region runs from base 1 to 2301 and encodes 766 amino acids. The transcript has 2 exons. The record is from RefSeq and is a predicted model, not a curated record. NCBI's taxonomy places the organism in Eukaryota, Heterolobosea, Eutetramitea, Acrasida, Naegleriidae.
AUGAAAGAAGAACCCAGCGGCUCAUCGCCAUCAACAGCACCACCGUUUCAAGGCUUUCCAUUAUGUUCCUCCUCCCAAACAUCAGUGGUUAAGGAAGAAGAGUCCAUGGUGCACCAUCACGCACAAAGUAGUACCACAACCACGCCUACAGCAACAACAUCCAUGCUCCAACACAUGAAUAGUGGUGUUGCUUCUACUAAUAAUAAUAACAACAACAGCAGCAAUAGCUAUUCAUCUCAACCGCCUACGCUGCAGACUUUAUCACAACAGCAACACAAACAACAACCACUCUCCGUUCAUGUCCCUACCUCUUCAUCAGCCACAAUGAAUAGUUCCCCAAGCUAUUCAUCACCUUCUCCGGCUUCUUCUCCGCAGCAGCAUCCAUCUCAUCAUUCUCCAUAUUAUCAAAAUACUUCGGCGUAUGUGAGCAGUCCUCACCACAACCAACACGCACUACAGCAACUUCCACAACCUCAAUCGCAACAUGCACCAUUACCAUCAAUGGCUUUGCAAUUGCAGCAACCAUCUUUGCCCGGGCCUACCCAAAUAAUGACUCAUCAAGGUAGUAACAGUACGGAUAAUUCUCCACACAUGUUCCAACAUCAAACAACCAAACAUGUUUUGGCCGAAUCAUCCCCCUCCGCUGCUUCAACAACAGCAUCCUCACACACGCCAAAUUUCAUGAAUCAACAACAAGAACAAUUCCACCAGCCACCACUCAGAUCGAAUUCACCUUACCCAAAGCACCAUCACACAUCUGUGGUUCCACCAACAUUCCCCUCUAUCAUGAAUGCAAUGGCCGACUCAAAAUUAACUUCUCAUCAUCCUCAUCAUCAGCACGGAGCAUCGAUAUCAAGCAACACAUCCACCCCUUCAUCGCCAUCUCAACACUCCCAACAUGUUGUAGUAAACACGAGACAAUCCACUUCACCACCUCCGCAACAACAGCCCGCGUCGCACCAUGCGCAAAAUCAAAGCGCAAUGACCUCAUCAUUUCAGACAGCUCCUCAACAGGCUGUAUUUCAUGAUUACACUGUGAAUGGACAACGAAAGAACCAAGUGACCAUGUCACCCCAACAACAACAGGACAUAAACAUGACAGGAGGAGAUUUCCAUCCCAUAGCUUGCAUUCCAUGCCGUAAGCGACACAAGAAAUGCGAUCGUCGAUUACCUCAAUGUUCGGAAUGUAUUCGUCGUUCGAUGGAAUGUCAAUUCUAUGAACCAAAACAAAAAGGACGAAAAAAGAAGGAUGGAGAGAUUGGAACCGAGCAAAAUUUCUCCUCUUCACAACCAACAUCGCCUCCACAACAACCACAAAAUUCUCAAUCUCAAUAUCAACCAACACAAAAUUUGUCACAGCCUGCUGGCAAUAACAACAUGAUGGAUCUUUCACCUUAUCCUACAGCAAGUAAUAGCAGUUAUUGUAAUUCUCCCAUGGCGAAUUCCUCUCAGCCUUACAUCAAUAACCCUGCUGGGGUUGUCAACAACAACAUACAAUACCCAACAAAUACGAACAAGCAACAACAAAUUCCAACUCAGCAAAAUGUUCCAUCAUCUUCAUUCAACAACACUGUAGCAUCAACCCAAAGAAAUGCUUCAAGUGAUCCUGAUAUGUUGCCACUGCCUUAUUCCUCUCAAUCUUCUGUAACAAGAUCACCCAGUUAUUUCCAGAAAUACCGAUCUGAACCAUACCCAAGUGUUCAACCUCCACAAAAUCACCAACAAACUAAUAACAUGUACAGCAAUCCUCAAGUAUAUCCAUCGACAUAUUCUAGGGAAAGAGCUGCUUCUUCAGCCUCUUCAUUAAGCAACAGUGGAAUGUAUUCAGGAUCUUACAGUUCGAAUCCGUCAAUGAUGAAUUAUUCUGAAAUUAACAGUAUCAACACGAAUAGCAACAACUCAAAUGGUAUACCAUCGUUUGCUCAAAUGAAUACUAGCAAUUACAAUCGCACCAUUAGUGGCAUGUCGCCCGAGCAGUUGCAAUCAAACAAUGAAAAUUUCAACACAACUUCUCUCUCUCGUUUCGUGCCAAUCGAAAAGGAGUCUCUCAGGGAACAGUUGAGCAAUCUUUCAAGGGCUCAAGUUGAGAGUUGGCCAUCUCACGCAGUUUCACAAUGGAUUGAAUCAAUUGAUACUGCAUUUUUCAGUAAUAAGAUUGGAGAUCUUUUUGCGGAACACGAUGUUGAUGGAGUAGCAUUACUAGGACUUCAUAAUCAAGCACUUCUAGACAUGGGCAUUCACAAAGUUGGAAUUCGAGUGAAAUUGUGCCGAAUUAUUGAACACUUGAGGAUGCAAAAUUAA